Molecule: messenger RNA, 783 nt
Organism: Penicillium verhagenii
Lineage: Eukaryota; Fungi; Ascomycota; Eurotiomycetes; Eurotiales; Aspergillaceae
Exons: 3
Coding region: 1-783 (260 amino acids)
Source: RefSeq, a predicted model, not a curated record
AUGCGGGGGUAUAGGGCUUUCUUGGCUCUUGCCAGUUUUUCAUUCGUCCCUUCCCAAGCUGCCGAUGCUACAUAUACAGAUAUGGGUCCAGCGGCCUUUUUAUGGCCUCCUGAUCGGACUUGGUCAAGCACAGCCGACAAUACCGCGCCGUGCGGAUCAAAUGCUAAUAUUGGCAACCGGACGGAAUUUCCCCUCACGAGUGGAGAGGUUUCAUUAGUCCUGCAGGACGAGUCGUACAAUGUCAAUCUUGCCAUCUCCUAUCACAGCGAUCCGAGCUCAAAUAGCGAUUUCGUAACUGAUGUCUCGGGCUCCAAUUUCCCAGAUCUCUACCCAGGACAUGAAUGCUAUUCUAUCCCCAACGCUCCCUCUAACACAUCCUCGGGUGAUAAUGCCACGCUGCAGCUGAAAUACCAAUCCACAUUUGACACCGAUACGAACAAAACGUACUAUGCUUGUGCGGAUAUUACCUACGUGUCUCUGGCUGAUUUCACGACUGAUGUUCUCUGCUUCAAUGUCUCGGUGGCUACGUCGACUGCCACGGCCACGAGCACGAGCACCAGUAUAGCCAAAGCGGGUGGUCUAUCUGGUGGUCAGAUUGCGGGUAUUGUUGUUGGCUGUGUGGUUGGUGCUGCUUUGAUUGCGGGCGGCUUGUUUCUGUUGUGGGGCCGACACCAGCGUAAGGUUCAGCGGGAUAAGGUUGUUGCUGUUAGAAUGGGUGAUUGGGGGAAUAGUGCGAAUGUUGCGAAGACGGUGUCGGCUGAGGGGAGCCAGUCACAUGCUUAG